AUGCAACGAUAUCAAUACGUUCAACCAGCUUCUCCAGGCUUUUCUCCGCCUCCUCAAAGACCAUCAUUACCAAAUGGAAGUCUGAAUAGCAGUCAAAGAACAUUAAAUAGAAACAGACAAUCAAUCAUCUCUGGUGAGCGAUAUCCUGGAGCUCAAUCAAGUUUAGAUGAUGAAACAUUGGCAGCAUCUUCUUCACGUUCAAAGCUUUUGGGUGAUAAAGGAGUAGGAAAGACCGAUUCAAUCGGGAAAGAUGAUGAUGAUUUUGACGAUUAUGGACAUUCACGUGGUUAUCGUGAAAGGAGUAGUGGGAUAAUUUCACUCAGAGGCUGUUUAAACCUUACAACCCUCUUGAUAAUCUCUUGUGGUCUUUUGAUGUUAUUUGCCGGUUAUCCAAUUUUGGAGCAUUACAGAAAGCAUGAAGCAUCAAAAUUAGGCGCUUAUAAUCUUGGAGGAACAAAUGGUACCGGUCAAGUUCCAGUAAUUCAUAGCCGUCUUUCUUUAGUAGACAAAGAUACACCACGAAAUGCAAGAAGAUGGACAAGCCCAAUCAGUGGUGAAAGAUUCCAUCUGGUUUUCUCUGAUGAAUUUGAAGAAGAAGGAAGAACGUUUUGGCCAGGAGAUGAUCCUUUUUGGGAAGGCGUAAAUAUUUGGUACGGUGCAACGGGGGAUUAUGAAUGGUAUUCGCCUGAACAAAUCAAUACGACCGGAGGAGCAUUACAACUUACAAUGGAAGCCAAACCGUUGAACAAUCUAAAUUUUCGUUCGGGCAUGUUGCAAUCAUGGAACAAAUUUUGCUUCACAGGUGGAUACAUUGAAUUUUCUGCCAUUUUACCAGGCGCACCAACAGAGGUAGGAUGGUGGCCAGGUUUAUGGCUUCAAGGUAAUUUGGCGAGACCAGGUUAUUUGGGAACGACUGAUGGAAUGUGGCCAUACUCUUAUAAUUCUUGCGAUUCAGGUAUUUUGCCUAAUCAAACCGCUCCUGGUCGUCCAGGUUAUUCGACUGUGACCGGAUACGAAUACAACGAUGGUAAAGUUGGAUUGAAUUGGAAUAACGGUAUGCGUACUCCUUCUUGUACAUGUUCAGGUGAAGAUCAUCCUGGACCAAAUAACAACGUAGGAAGAUCAGCUCCUGAAUUGGAUAUUCUUGAAGCACAAAUUCGUGCGAAGUCUGUCGGACAAGCAUCACAAUCUUUGCAAGCAGCACCAUUCGAUCCUGGUCACGAUUGGAGAACAAACUUUUCCGAGAUUUAUGAUAGCAGCGUGACCACCUACAACAGUUUUACCGGAAAUGUUUAUCAGUCCACGAUCAGUGGUGUUUCCACUAUUCCCGAUACUGCCUACCUACGAACAGGUAACCGAUUCACAACAUUUGCGUUGGAAUAUACGCCCGAUUUCUCCCAACGGGGAAGAGGAUCGAUCACUUGGUAUAUUGAUGGAAAGGCAACAUGGACAAUGUCUGAAUCAUCCAUCGGUCCAAGACCAGAGAUUGAUAUGGGACAAAGAUUGAUUCCAUUAGAAGCUUUGAGUAUUGUGAUGAACUUUGGUAUCUCACGUGGUUUUCAAGCUGAUUUGGAUUUUGAUACCCUUCAAUUUCCUGCAACGAUGAAAAUUGAUUAUGUUCGUGUCUAUCAAUUAGACUCGGAACCAGAAGACAGAGUAUCUUGCAGUCCACCAGAUUAUCCUACAUCGGAAUAUAUCGAACGUCAUAAGGAAGUUUAUAUGAAUGCAAAUUACACAACUUGGCCCAAAGCGUGGCCUAAGAAUACACUAGUUGAUGGUUGUUAA
Meira miltonrushii is the source of this 1785-nucleotide messenger RNA. Its product is annotated as concanavalin A-like lectin/glucanase. Gene Ontology annotation, molecular function: glucosidase activity. The record is from RefSeq and is a predicted model, not a curated record. Lineage: Eukaryota; Fungi; Basidiomycota; Exobasidiomycetes; Exobasidiales; Brachybasidiaceae. Gene Ontology annotation, cellular component: plasma membrane; endoplasmic reticulum membrane. Gene Ontology annotation, biological process: fungal-type cell wall organization; (1->6)-beta-D-glucan biosynthetic process. The coding region runs from base 1 to 1785 and encodes 594 amino acids. The transcript is spliced from 2 exons.